Molecule: messenger RNA, 444 nt
Organism: Ostertagia ostertagi
Lineage: Eukaryota; Metazoa; Nematoda; Chromadorea; Rhabditida; Trichostrongylidae
Source: the annotation of a GenBank genome assembly
AUGAAAUGUAUAAAUGUAAAUGUAUUAGGGACUGCCAUCGUCAGUCAGACCUUUUUGCCGUUACUGCGUAAAGCAUCUUCACAUGGCACAGGAGACCACAUGGGUAUCGACCGUGCUGCUAUUGUGAACAUUUCUAGUUGGUGGGCAUCCAUAAAGGGAAAUGAAGACGGAUCUGGUGAACUCGGUUCACUUGCUUACAGAAUCAGCAAAUCUGCUCUUAACCAGUUGGGCAAAACCAUGGCAGUGGAUCUGGAAAGUGAUAAGAUCCUUGUCGCUCAGUUCUGCCCGGGAUGGGUGCAAACCGACAUGGGCAAUAUGGGUGGAAAAGUGGCUGCCAUCACCGUAGAGGAAUCGACAUCCGCAUUGGUAAAGUCGAUGUCAAAAUUGACGAAAGAGCACAAUGGAGGCUACUUUGAUCGCCGUCUGAGUGUCAUACCGUAUUAG